Molecule: messenger RNA, 3006 nt
Organism: Propithecus coquereli (Coquerel's sifaka)
Lineage: Eukaryota; Metazoa; Chordata; Mammalia; Primates; Indriidae
Gene: XKR6
Product: XK, Kell blood group complex subunit-related family, member 6
Exons: 2
Coding region: 10-1155 (381 amino acids)
Biological process (GO): engulfment of apoptotic cell; apoptotic process involved in development; phosphatidylserine exposure on apoptotic cell surface
Cellular component (GO): plasma membrane
Source: RefSeq, a predicted model, not a curated record
AUCCGCACCAUGUACCUGGGGAUUCAGAGCCAGCGGCGGAAGGAACACCAGCGACGCUUCUACUGGGCUAUGAUGUACGAAUACGCAGACGUCAACAUGCUGCGCCUCCUCGAGACCUUCCUGGAGAGCGCCCCCCAACUGGUGCUACAGCUCUACAUAAUGAUCCAGAAGAACAGCGCCGAGACGCUGCCCUGUGUCUCCUCUGUGACCUCCCUGAUGUCCCUGGCUUGGGUGCUAGCCUCCUAUCACAAGCUGCUGCGGGACUCCAGGGAUGACAAGAAGAGCAUGAGCUACAGAGGGGCCCUCCUCCACAUCUUCUGGCGCCUCUUCACCAUCUCAUCCCGAGUGAUCUCUUUUGCCCUCUUUGCUUCCAUCUUCCAGCUCUACUUCGGGAUCUUCGUGGUGGUCCACUGGUGCGCCAUGGCCUUCUGGAUCAUCCAUGGCGGGACCGACUUCUGCAUGUCCAAGUGGGAGGAGAUCCUCUUCAACAUGGUGGUAGGGAUUGUGUACAUCUUCUGCUGGUUUAACGUCAAGGAAGGGCGGACUCGAUAUCGAAUGUUUGCGUAUUACACGAUAGUCUUGACCGAGAAUGCUGCCUUGACGCUCCUUUGGUAUUUUUACAGAAACCCGGAGACCACUGACUCCUAUGCGGUGCCAGCACUGUGUUGUGUCUUUAUUAGCUUUGUGGCUGGGAUCGCAGUGAUGCUGUUAUACUAUGGCGUGCUGCAUCCCACGGGGCCACGAGUUAAGAUCUUGGCCAGCUCCUGUUGUGCCGAGCUGCUCUGGGGCAUCCCUUUGCCCCCCGAUGUUGAGCCCAUGGCGCCUCAGACCCCUGGGUACCGGGGGACCCAGGUCACGCCCACCAGAGCUGUGACGGAACAACAGGAGGAUCUCACGGCUGACACUUGCUUGCCCGUGUUCCAAGUGAGACCCAUGGAGCCCCCUACCCCGACGGGGCGUCCUUACCCAGAAGGGCCCCUCAUUAAGAUUGACAUGCCAAGAAAGAGAUACCCAGCUUGGGAUGCUCAUUUUGUAGACAGGAGGCUGAGAAGGACUAUUAACAUUCUGCAGUAUGUCACCCCGACCGCAGUAGGCAUUCGAUAUCGAGACGGACCGCUCCUCUAUGAGUUGCUGCAGUAUGAGUCUUCUCUCUAAGAGCAUCUUGACCCAAGUUGAGAAGGGGACCUUAAGUUUGGUUUGCGGUAAACACCGCUUGCAAGAAAUAUAACCCUCCCUUCCCCCAAUACACAGAACCACCACCACCACCACCAACACCAACACCACCAACACCACCACUCCAAAAACAAAAAAAUUAAUAAGUCACAACCCCUUCAGAUAAGCUUUCUUUCCAGUCGCUGUAUGUAUACAAAGAUAUUCUCUAUGUUUUGUAAGUAAAAACAAAAAGAAAACCUUUCUUUUGUUUUUUACACAUAAGAAACAGUAUUGAAAAAAAAAAAUUAAUCCCACACUAUGGUUUAUAGGGUGGAGAGGGAGGAGCUGUCUCCACUCCAAAAGAAAAAAAAUUUUAUACCUUACACCAAGUGUAGAUCAUUUAUGGGAUUGGUGCUGAUUGAAAGAACAAAACAAAACAAAACAAACACAAACAAACAAACAAAAACCUUCAACUGCCUUAUGCCCUUAGGUGCUGAGUUUCAUUAAGUACUGUCACGUUCUUCUCAUGCAAAACUCUCUGGUGACUUUUGUACCAGGAGAGGGAAAAUUAAGAAUCAAAUGAAACAAAUCUAGAAACCUAGAAACAAAACAAAAACCAACCAACAAUACAACACAAAGCAAUUAUUCUUCCUAUCUGAUUAUUUGUAUUGAAGAAAACAAAUUUACCAAAAGCAAAAACAUAGAAACCUUUCCCUCUUCAAUGUCCCUCCCUCCUCUCCUGCCCCUCUCGCGGAGCCUUCUAGGAGCUCAAGGGCUGUUUGAAACUCAAAUGGCUGUAAAAGCUACUUGAAGGUGACUAUGUGCCAUUUUACCAUUCACCUAGCAAGAAUCACAUUUGUUCCCUGGUGAAAAGCAAAACAGAACAAAACAAAAAAGCCACUCCAAUAAUUCGGUAAGGACAGGACAUUCUAAAGGAAAUCAAAGGAGAUUUCCAUCUAUGUAAUCAAACAGAAUCAGUAAUAAUAAAACUCAGCAUAGUAGCAAAAAGAACGACAUCAAUUUAAAGGCACAAUACUUAAUCAGUGACUGGCAACAAUGAUUUGUUCCAUCAUUUUAAGGCUGUGAACGGUAUACGUCUAUCACACGUGAUAUUGUAUAAGGCCUCUUCUGUUUCCAUUUGGUGGGAAGCCUUAAAUUGAUCUGGAAAGAAUUCUUCAUUUUUCAUUUGUGCUUUUUUUUAAAAAAAAAUAACACAAAGAGGAAAACUAGAAUAUAUAUAUAUAUAUGCAAAUGUAUACAUAUAUAUAUAUAUAUAUAAAGUCAAAUUGUAAUAACUGACCCAUUUCAAAGACUGUUUGGUGCUUUUGUCUUUCACCAUUGUGGUUGGCUGAAAACCAAUCAGCUCACUUGGUGCAUCUGGGUUGAAUGGGAAAUUUUGUAUGUGUGGUAUGUGUGUGUUUGUGUGUGUGUGUAUGUGUGUGUGUGCUCAUAGCACACGUAUAUAUGUGUGUGUUCCUGCUGCACGGUCUUGCCAGAAACAUAAAACCGAUACAAGAAGGACUCUGGUUACAGCUUGGCUGAGUGGUGUUAGGAGGGGCGGGGGCCAGGGAGGGGAGGAUGGGAGGGCAUCUGCCCGCCAGCCCGAGUGUGUGGCGACACUCACACCAGCAGCAGAUCCCGGGGUCUUAGCGGCCGUGUUGUUUGGGUGAGGAUUUGACUCAACUCUUUACUUUCUCAUUGUACCAAGUUGAAUUUCUGGAGGUGUUGCGAGUAUGUUUAACCAUUUUUAAAGUUUUUAUUUCUCGAAGCAUUGCUCCUUUAAAGAAUAUUUCUGUUCUAGGGCAUCAUUUCAAUCCCAUUGUAUCUCUCUACUUGGGCACAAAAAAAAAAAAA